Babjeviella inositovora NRRL Y-12698 is the source of this 647-nucleotide messenger RNA. RefSeq lists its product as uncharacterized. The transcript has a single exon. NCBI's taxonomy places the organism in Eukaryota, Fungi, Ascomycota, Pichiomycetes, Serinales. The record is from RefSeq and is a predicted model, not a curated record. Bases 176 to 511 code for a protein of 111 amino acids.
GGUGCUGACCAGGGCUGUUUGGCGCUCUGGCCGCUUCUACCAGACUGGAGAUUCCCCAUCGAAGGUUGCUGCCAAAUGAACGAAAGUUAAACCAGAGGCACGAUUUUUGGAAGCCAAGGAUAGGAGGCUCCCCGGACUAUAUUACCUAGAAAUGUAGAUCUGGCGGUUCUUGUGCAUGAGAUUCGAGAGCUGCUCGUAUCCUGGCCCCAUCGUGCUGAUCUGUCGUCAACGUGUCUUAGACGCACACGCUAGGGAGCAUAGGGGCGUUCUGGUUAUCGAGCUGAGCCAUACUUUACUCACUCCAGAUGCCGAUGGUCUAAUUUCCAUCGUGUCGUCUAUGUUUUGUCCCUGGCUGGAGAUUGGGCUGCACCGGGUGGUCAGUCCCGUUAGAGCCAUCCGUGGUAUGUGCGCACUGGCAAGCGGGCAGAUCUGCCAGCACACCCGAGAGAGAUCGCGCUAUUGUCUUUGGCCGGCACCAUCUCUAAAUUUAUCCGUUCCAGAAGGCUAUUAGGGUUGAAUGGGGAUAAAAUUGGCGGGAUUUACCGAGAUUCACACAGUUUGAUGAUGUAAGAAGUUUUAUGAACGGGUGAUGAAUACCUUGUUUGUUUUUAUAUUGAUCGAUGGAUUUGUCAGAUCAAAUCCGAGAG